Messenger RNA from Oncorhynchus masou masou (cherry salmon), 1787 nucleotides. RefSeq lists its product as uncharacterized. The record is from RefSeq and is a predicted model, not a curated record. NCBI's taxonomy places the organism in Eukaryota, Metazoa, Chordata, Actinopteri, Salmoniformes, Salmonidae. The transcript is spliced from 2 exons. The annotation marks the transcript as partial.
CCUCCAAACACGCAGGCUCCACCAGACAACCAGCCACUCCUCCUCCUCCACCCACCCACCAGCCAGCCUCCUCCACCCAGCCAGUCUCCUGCACCCACCCAGCCUCAUCCUCCUCCCAUCCACCAAGUCUCCACCCAGCCUCCACCCACGCAGCCUCCACCACCCAACCAGCCAGCAAACCAGCCUCCUCCCCACCCACCCGCCCAGCCGCCUCCUCCACCCAGCCAGCAUCCUCCACCCACCCAGCCUCAAACCACCCACCCGCCCAGCCAGCCUCCAUCACCCAACCUCCAUCACCCAACCUCCACCACCACCCAGCCUCCUCCUCCACCCAUCCAGCCAGCCAGCGUCCUCCACCAACCCAGCCUCCACCCACACAGCCUCCACCACCCAGCCAGCCAGCCAACCAGCCUCGUCCCACCCACCCACCCAGCCAGCCUCCACCACCCAUCCUCCUCCACCCACCCAGCCUCCACAAACCACCCACCAAGCCUCCUCUACCCACCCAGCCUGCCAGCGUCCUCCACCAACCUUCCCAGCCAGCCUCCUCCACCCCAGCCUCCACCCACGCAGCCUCCACCACCCACCCACCAGCCUCCACCACCCACCCAGCCAGCCAGCCAGCCUCCACGACCCACCCAGCCUACACCACCCACCCAGCCUACACCACCCACCCUAACUCCACCACCCAUCCAGUCAGCCUCUUCCACCCAGCCAGCCUAGUCCACGUGGCCUCCACCACCCAGCCAGUCUCCUCCAACCAGCCAGCUUCCUCCACCCAGCCUCCUCCACCCAGCCACCCAGCCAGCCUCCUCCAGCCAGCCUCCUCAAAGCAGCCUCCACCACCCAACCAGCCUCCACCACCCAACCAGCCUCUACCCAGCCAGCCUCCUCCACCUAAACUCCACCACCCAACCUCCACCACCCAAUCAACCCACCCCACCCAGCCAGCCAGCCUCCUCCACCCAACCAGCCUCCUCCACGCGGCCAGCCUCCUCCACCCGGCCUCCACCACCCAGCCAGUCUCCUUCACCCAACCUUCACCUCCCACCCAGGCUUCACCACCCACCCUAACUCCACCACCCAUCCAGCCAGCCUCGUCCACCCGGCCUCCACCACCCAGCCAGUCUCCUCAAACCACCCAGCCUCCUCCACCCAGGCAGCCUCCUCCACCUGGCCUCCACCACCCAGCCAGUCUCCUCCAACCAGCCAGCUUCCUCCCACCCAACCACCUCCACCCAGCCACCCAGCCAGCCUCCUCCCACCCAGCCUCCUCAAAGCAGCCUUCACCACCCAACCAGUCUCUACCCAGCCAGCCUCCUCCACCCAACCUCCACCACCCAACCUCCACCACCCAAACAACCCACCCACCGAGCCAGCUAGCCUCCUCCACCCAGCCAGUCUCCUCCAACGAGCCAGCUUCCUCUACCCAUUCUCCUCCACCCAGCCAGCCUCCUCCACCCGGCCUCCACCACCCAGCCAGUCUCCUCCACCACCCAGCCAGUCUCCUCCAACCAGCCAGCUUCCUACCACCCAACCACCUCCACCCAGCCACCCAGCCAGCCUCCUCCACCCAGCCUCCUCAAAGCAGCCUCCACCACCCAACCAGCCUCUACCCAGCCAGCCUCUUCCACCCAACCUCCACCACCCAACCUCCACCACCCAAACAACCCACCCACCCAGCCAGCCAGCCAGCCAGCCAGCCAGCCUCUUCCACCCAGCCAGCCUCCUCCACGCAGCCAGCAUCCUCCACCCACCCAGCCUCCUCCACCCACCCAGCCAGCUAG